Molecule: messenger RNA, 1605 nt
Organism: Trypanosoma grayi
Lineage: Eukaryota; Euglenozoa; Kinetoplastea; Trypanosomatida; Trypanosomatidae
Exons: 1
Source: RefSeq, a predicted model, not a curated record
AUGUCCGCUGGCUAUCUAGCACCAGCAGAGUCAACAUCAUUGCCCACAUCGUCUCCAUCCUCCUCGGCGAUGUGGUUGAUAGCAGCGGCGGCGGCGGAGCAGCCCGCCACCUUCCUGCACACGCGCGACGAGGUGCUGAAGUGCAUAAAGACUCUCUUGCAGCCGGCGUACGAUGGUGGUUGCAUCUCACGCGCACACUUUGUUUUUGUGGCGAAGCAGACGCUGCUCUUCGUGAUGGGCGUGAGCGGGCUCGGUGCGCAACGAUACUCUACUGCCUUCGUGGCGGAGGCGCUGCAGCUGCAGCUGAUGCAAGUCGUGCGUCCAUCUUUUUCGCAGCCCCAGCAGAGCACGACGACGGCAUCACUGGGCCCUAGCAGUCAGUCGGAAACGAAUGGAGGAGGCAUCGACGGCAUCGCCAACGAAGGCGGUGCUCUCCGCUGUUAUUCGCAGGAGGCCGCGCGGGAACAACAGGAGCACAAUCACCAGCAGCAGCAGCAGCAGUGCGUGGCGGGAGAGCCUACGACAUGGCGCUCCCAGCCGUAUGCGCUGCCGGAUCUGUGUGGUGGCUGCGAUGACGAAUGCGGCAACGCCGAGAAAGAGGGUGGAACGUCUGGCUAUUACUUUCCCGCCCCGUUUGCGCGGUGUCCGGUGCCGUCGUGCGCCUCAUCACGUUCCUCCUGCGCCUCAUGCCCGUUUGCGCUGCCGCAACGGAGACAACGACAACAACAAGAGCACCAACAGCAACAGCGAAACGACUGUGCAAGAAAUAAUGGUGACACCAGCGCCGCCUCAGUUUCGGGUACUGUUAGCUCUUGGACUGUGUCGCCGAUCGGCCGCGCACGCGUACCUGCAGAAGAUGCGCGCACAGUGGUAGCAACGCCAACGAAGUCGUCGCCUGUUGUCGGUCACGUUUGCGGCAACUGCACGUUUAGUCGCCUAGAUGGCGUGACAAAAAGCACCCCCUCGCUCCCAUCAGCCACCGCCGUCACGUGUCAGGGGUGGGGUUAUCAUCAUCACCAUCAGCAGCAGCAGACCCAAAGGGCGGAUGAGAAGGAGGAGAUCGAACAGAAGUGGGUGGACGACGAAGACGCUGCGCUCCUCCACCUUGUGCGGCAACUCCGUGCGGGUGUCGCCUCUCAGCGUUCAGAGGAUGAGGAUGAGGCGGUGGUGGUGGUUAGGGGGGAGGAAAAAGUGAAACCUGAGGAGGAGGAGCGCCAAGACUCGCCUUGCUUAACAAGCCGUACCGCCGCUACUAGUACUGGUGGGGCUACUCUUGUUGUGCCUCUCUCUGAUGUGGCCAGUAUCGUGAACGCCUGUCUCGCCCAACGCAAUAUUAUGCAGCAAUGGGCGUUGGGACGGCAAGAGCUUUUGCGCUGCGAGGAACAUGCCUUCAUAUCACUACUUCUGCAGCUGCAGCAGUUCCUGAUCAUGGGAGUUAUGCGUCACGCCAUGGGUGUGGAAGAAGAGCCUGCGACGUUGUCGCCGCCACCAAAGGAGCAGUUUGAGUGUGUGACAAGGCACGGUGAGGUAGAUACCAGCAGCUCUAUGACGCCGCGCGUCGGCGAAGGAAAGGGGGAGGAGCCCACAUCGUGCCGACAUGUGCCA